Molecule: messenger RNA, 2137 nt
Organism: [Torrubiella] hemipterigena
Lineage: Eukaryota; Fungi; Ascomycota; Sordariomycetes; Hypocreales; Clavicipitaceae
Source: the annotation of a GenBank genome assembly
CCAGAAGACCUAAAAAGUCCCUGCGUCCUCCCCCCUCGCUGUCUUCUCUUCUUCUUUUUUUUUCCCCAGGUAGCAGCAUUUGCCCACGGACAGGUAGGAAACUUCUUGUCUUUUCUUUCAAUUGUCGCAACAAUGGCUCAAGCCCACGAGGAAAUGGCCGCUGAGCUCCACGAGGAGUUCAACGAGCGCACCCACAAUGACACUGACCUCGCCGGUGGCAAGGUUGGCGUCCACCACGAGACCACCACUGGAGAUGAAAAGACCUCCACGGAUCUCAAGGGCGACAUUGAGAACGGCAUGACCCCCGAUGGUGAGGAGCCUAACCAGCACGAGCGCAACUCCCUGCGCCGUGUUGGUGAGAACCUUCCCGCCUCGGCGUUCCUCAUCGCCAUUGUCGAGCUUACUGAGCGUUUCACCUUCUACGGUGCCUCUGGUCUCUUCCAGAACUACGCCGCCAACAAGCCUACCGAUACCACCAAGGCUGCUGGUAUCGGUCUGGGUAGCCAGGCUUCUACUUCCCUGAACCUCUUCUUCCAGUGGUGGUGCUACAUCACUCCCAUUCUCGGUGCCAUCAUUGCUGAUCAGUACCUGGGCAAGUACAAGACCAUUCUCAUCUUUGCCUGUGUCUACUGGGUUGGUUUGAUCAUCCUCUGGACCACUGCGCUUCCCAGCUCUCUCGAGCACGGCGCUGGUAUCGGCGGUUACGUCGCUUCCCUCGUCGUUGUUGGUCUUGGUACCGGUGGUAUCAAGUCCAACAUUGCUCCCCUCAUUGCCGAUCAGUACCAGCGUCGCGUCAUGGCUGUCCGCACCGAACCCGAUGGCGAGCGUGUCAUCAUUGACCCUGCCAUCACCUACCAGCGCAUCUACAUGAUCUUCUACUGGUGCAUCAACCUCGGCUCUCUCUCCCUCAUGGCUACGCCUUGGAUGGAAAAGUACAAGGGAUUCUGGACCGCCUACCUCCUCUGCUUCUGCGUCUUCAACAUUGGUAUCGUUAUCCUCAUCACUCGCCGCAACUCCUACAUUGUGCACCCUCCCAAGGGCUCUGUCAUUACCGAUGCUUUCAAGGCUAUUGGUAUCAUGAUCUGGAACCGCAACAUGGACUCUGCCAAGCCCUCCGUUCGCGCUUCCACCAACCAAAAGUCCGUCAACUGGGACGACCACUUUGUCGACGAGCUCAAGCGUGCCCUCCGCGCUUGCAAGGUCUUCAUCUUCUACCCUGUCUUCUGGGUCUGCUACAACCAGUUCAACACCAACUACGUCACCCAGGCCGGCCAGAUGGAGGGUCAUGGAAUGCCCAACGAUUUCAUGCAGAACUUUGACCCCAUUGCCAUUCUCAUCUUCACCCCCAUCCUCGACCGUAUCGUCUACCCCAUUCUUCGCAAGGCUGGUAUUCAGCUCCGUCCCAUCGCCCGUAUCUCCAUUGGUUUCUUCCUCGCUGGUCUCUGCAUGGCCUGGGGUGCCAUUGUCCAGCACCUUGUUUACUCUGCUGGACCUUGCUACGACCAAGCUGGCGAGUGUGCUGCCGGUCUUGUUCCUGGUACUGGUAUCACCGGUCCUGAUGGCAACGAAAUCCCUGCCGAAUACCUCCCCAACAGCGUCCACAUUGCCAUCCAGGCCCCUGCGUACGUCUUCAUUGGUCUUGCUGAGAUUUUCAUCUCCGUCACCGGUCUCGAGUACGCCUACACCAAGGCUCCCAUGAGCAUGAAGUCGUUUGUUCAGUCCAUUUACCUCUUCACCACUGCCAUUGGUGCCCUCAUUGGUCUUGCUCUCGUUUCCGUUGCCGUCAACCCCAAGUACCUUUGGAUGUACACUGGUGUUGCCAUUGCUGCCAUCGUUGUCUCGAUUGGCUUCUACAUCGGUUACCGCCACUACGAUGCCAUGGAGGAUGAGUCUUACGAGCUUGACCGCGACCAGCCUGUUCGCACCGUUGCUGACAACGGCAAGGCUCAGCCCCAGGCUGUGCCCACGACCGAAUAAAGUCCGACCGACGAUUGGAUACAAAGCGUCUGAAAUUUGUUUGAAUAUAAAUACCCAUUUCCUCGAAAAUGUUGUAAGAAUACAUGAGCCUAUUGCUUAGCAGUACAUAUAGAGAUGAGAUAGUUUUUUUUUACUUGAAAAUACGACCGUGUGCAUCUCC